Molecule: messenger RNA, 786 nt
Organism: Raphanus sativus (radish)
Lineage: Eukaryota; Viridiplantae; Streptophyta; Magnoliopsida; Brassicales; Brassicaceae
Product: protein TIC 20-v, chloroplastic
Exons: 1
Coding region: 50-682 (210 amino acids)
Source: RefSeq, a predicted model, not a curated record
UUCAGCAGAGCUCUCUUCCGUUCAGUGUAGAAGUGAAAAAACAGAGCAAAUGGCAAUAUCUCAUCUUCUUUCUCCAUUACCAUCUCUAACCGGAAACCUAACCCGAACCGGUCGUUCUUCGUCUUCUCUCCCUCUAAACCCUAAUCCCCACUUCCCAAAACCAAGACUUUCAAGGGAAAGAGCCACCACACUCGUCCUCCGGUCCAAGGGAGACGACUCCGUGGACGCAUCCGAUCGUCUCAUCUCAGCAGUCUGUUACUUCUACCCGUUCUUCGACGGGAUCCAGUACGGUAAAUUCAUCAUCACGCAAUACCAACCUUUCCAGAUUCUCAUCCAACCUCUGUUUCCCGCCAUCAAGGCCUUCAAGAGCUUCCCUUUCAACGGCUUCCUCAUCUUCAUCACUCUCUACUUCGUGGUCGUCAGGAACCAGAACUUCAGCAGGUACGUUAGGUUCAACACGAUGCAGGCCAUCGUCCUCGACGUGCUGUUGAUCUUCCCGGAUUUGCUCGAGAGGAGCUUCAACCCCAGAGAUGGGUUUGGUCUGGAUGUGGUGAUGAGUCUGGACAGCACUGUGUUCCUCUUCUUGCUUGUCUCUUUGAUCUAUGGUUUCUCUGCUUGCUUGUUUGGUCUGAUCCCUAGGUUGCCCAUUGUCGCUGAUGCUGCUGAUAGGCAAGUCCUUUGAACAAACAACAUACAGUAUAUGUAUAUGUGAUUGAACUUUCUCUGUAUUGGAUCUGUUUCUGAUAAUGUAACUUUUUUAUCAAUGAAAGGUUUUUGAUAUAACAA